UCUCAACGUUCAUCGUCUCGCUUCGUGUCCGAGUACGCGCACUUCUACUUUAUCUCUUUCUUGGUUAUUGUUGCAAUGUGGAGGCCUGCUACACGCCAAAUCACUGGCACUAAUGAUGUCCCACUUGGCAAUAGACGCCGUUUUGGACCUGCGCCGGCUGAAGAAGCAGCUCCUCCUCAACUCGCCCAGCCCUCUCCUUCUGCUUACCCGCGUCAACAAGCUGAUAGCCCGGGGAAACGAGACAGAGAUGAAUCCCCUGCUAACGAUCCCAGAGCCAACGCCAAUGCUCCUCGCAAGCGUCGCAGUCGCUGGGGCGACUCGUCUACCGAAAUUCCUGGCCUUCCGACGGCUAUCUCGGCCACCGGUGUCUCCCAGACCCAACUUGACAACUAUGCCAUUCAUCUUCGUUUGGAGGAAAUCAAUCGCAAGCUAAGGUUGAAUGACUACAUCCCUCCAGAACGUGAGCGAUCCCCUUCUCCGCCUCCCACCUACGACGCUCAAGGUCGGCGUAGCAAUACCCGCGAAGUCCGUUACCGCAAAAAACUUGAAGACGAACGCAUUCGUCUCGUCGAUAAAGCUAUGAAGAACGACCCCAACUUUCGUCCUCCCGUUGAGUAUCAUCAGCAGAAACGAUCGCAGCGACCAUCGGAACGAGUCUACAUACCCGUCAAAGAGUUCCCUGAGAUCAAUUUCUUCGGGUUAUUGGUCGGGCCUCGAGGAAACAGUUUGAAGAAGAUGGAACGGGAGAGUGGGGCCAAAAUCAGUAUCCGUGGCAAGGGCAGCGUCAAGGAGGGGAAAACACGUCCAGACCAAUAUGCCGAUGACGCAGAAGAAGACCUCCACUGUCUUGUCAUGGCUGAAACUCCUGAAAAGGUCGUUGCUUGUGUCAAGAUGAUCAACAGGGUUAUCGAAACGGCCGCUUCCACUCCCGAAGGUCAGAACGAUCAUAAGCGCAACCAGCUUCGCGAGCUUGCUGCAUUGAACGGAACCCUCCGUGACGACGAAAACCAAAUCUGCAAGAACUGUGGCGGAGUUGGGCAUCGCCAAUACGACUGCCCCGAACAGAAGAACUUUACUGCGAACAUUGUUUGUCGCGUUUGUGGUAGUGCCGGUCACAUGGCUCGGGACUGCACUCAAAACAAGGACGCUAAUGGCAACUCUUACGGGGCUGGUAACGGUACUGGGCCGAAUGGGCGGGUAUUCGACUCAGAGUACGCUAACUUGAUGGCGGAGUUGGGAGAAACUCCAGCAGCUGGUGCUGCAGGAGCUGCCCCAGUUCAAACGUGGUCAUCUCAGACGGAUUUGGGUGGCGGAGGAGCUAACAUUCCCCCUUGGCGACGUCCGGAGAAUUGGCAGACAACCAAUCAGCCUCAAAACAACGGCUAUCGUCCCCCACAAGCAGGUUACGGAGCCUACGGUCAAGGCGCAGCUUGGGCGGGCUUCAAUCAAGGGUACGGUGGACAACAGGAGCAACAGGACUACAACUAUGCUUCGUACUACCAAGCCCAAUAG
Messenger RNA from Mycena indigotica, 1512 nucleotides. Its product is annotated as Splicing factor SF1. The transcript is spliced from 5 exons. NCBI's taxonomy places the organism in Eukaryota, Fungi, Basidiomycota, Agaricomycetes, Agaricales, Mycenaceae. Gene Ontology annotation, biological process: regulation of mRNA splicing, via spliceosome. The record is from RefSeq and is a predicted model, not a curated record. The coding region runs from base 76 to 1512 and encodes 478 amino acids. Gene Ontology annotation, molecular function: zinc ion binding; mRNA binding. Gene Ontology annotation, cellular component: nucleus.